Molecule: messenger RNA, 986 nt
Organism: Larimichthys crocea (large yellow croaker)
Lineage: Eukaryota; Metazoa; Chordata; Actinopteri; Sciaenidae
Product: GDP-L-fucose synthase-like
Exons: 7
Coding region: 234-986 (250 amino acids)
Molecular function (GO): GDP-L-fucose synthase activity
Source: RefSeq, a predicted model, not a curated record
AAAAUGAUCUGGUAGUGACUGGCUCAGAUUUCUAAGACAGUCAAUGCAAUACCAUUUUUCAGUUCUUGUUGCUCUCUGUGACACCAAACCCUGACACUAACUAUUAGGGUACAAUGUUGCUACAGAGUCUUGAAAUGAAGUAUAAAGAGCACUGAUUUAACUUAUCUUUAUUCUCAUAGAUACACAAUGGACCACCUCAUGACUCCAACUUUGGAUACUCGUAUGCUAAAAGGAUGAUUGAUGUUCAGAACAGGGCAUACUUCCAGCAGUAUGGUCAUCGCUACACAGCAGUCAUCCCGACCAAUGUCUUUGGUCCCUAUGACAACUUCAACAUAGAGAAGGGGCAUGUGCUGUCAGCACUCAUUAACAAGACGUACAAAGCCAAAAACGAUGGAACACCUCUGAACGUAUGUGGCUCUGGAGCUCCUAGAAGACAGUUCAUCUAUUCUCUGGACUUGGGCCGUCUAAUCAUUUGGGUCCUGAGAAAAUAUGAAGAAACUGACCCCAUUAUCCUUUCUGUGAGUGAAGAGGAUGAAGUCUCUAUCAAAGAGGCUGUAGACAUGAUAACAAAGGCUCUGGACUUUAAAGGCGAAGUCCAUUUUGACACCAGCCUCUCUGAUGGCCAGAUGAAGAAGACAGCCAGCAAUGCCAAGCUCAGACACUACCUCCCUGACUUCACCUUUACGCCGCUUGAAGAAGGUCAGAGUUCACUGUAUUUCAAUCAAAAUAUUUACUUCAUGGUAGAAAAAUCGUCUAUAAGAUACUUCUAUGUUAUCAAACAGUGCUGUGUACGUGAUAUCAGUGAGGCAGCGCAGCAAAUCCUUAAUCUGAGUAACAUAAACACACACCCUCAGGGUGAUAAUGAGUACGUGCCAUAUGGGCUCCGUCCGGUUCCUCCGCCUUAUCCCGUGCCUCCUCCUCCUCCUCCUCCUGCACCACCAACUGUCCGCCGCCUCUCUUCCACUCACCCUGCAACCCCUUCCUGA